Micropterus dolomieu (smallmouth bass) is the source of this 865-nucleotide messenger RNA. Its product is annotated as ubiquitin carboxyl-terminal hydrolase 11-like. The transcript is spliced from 7 exons. The record is from RefSeq and is a predicted model, not a curated record. Lineage: Eukaryota; Metazoa; Chordata; Actinopteri; Centrarchiformes; Centrarchidae. Bases 152 to 859 code for a protein of 235 amino acids. Gene Ontology annotation, molecular function: cysteine-type deubiquitinase activity.
UGAACCACUUCCUACUUCCGCAAACACGGCUCUGUGCAGCUUCCCUGUUUAUCGGGCUGAUCAAUGCGGCGGUUUUCUUCUGCCUUUCGUGUCUUUUGCUCUGUUUAAUAUUUCCAACUGUUCCGACAUUUAUGACUGAUUGAUUAGCACCAUGACGGCCAACAGCCGCUGCUCCGCCGCGGAGCCUCCGGGCCUGGAGACCCAACGGCGGGAGAUCGAGUCUCUGCUGCGGGAGUGUGAGCUUCGCGCUGGGGACACUUGGUACGUGGUGGAGCGCCGUUGGUAUGAACAGUGGAAGGAGUUUGUGGAGAACGGAGACCAGAACUCGUCGUCCUUCCCCGGUCAGAUUGACAACACUGAGCUGUUCGAGGAUCUGGACUCGUACCACCUGAAGGAGCGUCUGGUGGAGAACGAGGACUUCAUGUUGGUGCCGGCUGAGGCCUGGCACAAGCUGCUGGCCUGGUACGGCAUGGUGGAGGGCCAGCCGCCGCUAGAGCGCAAGGUGGUGGACCUGCCCAGCACGCUGAAGGUGGAGGUUUACCCCGUUGAGAUCUUCCUCUGUCUUCAUUGCAACAUGGAGAACGUCAUCACCGCACAGUUCAGCCGCACCGACAGCAUACAGUCGAUCCAGAGGGCGAUGUGCGAGGCCUUCUCGGUGCCUCCGGGCUCAGAGUGUCGUCUGUGGAUGAAGAGUUCGGACAGCAGCUGCGAGCGUCUCAGGAACAUCCACGUGAGCGUGUUGGACGCCUGUUUGAGCUCAGGGAUGACGGUGAUUAUGGAGACGAGGAAUGCCGACGGCACCUGGCCGAGCUCCAGACCUCAGAUCAUGACCGAGCGUAGCCGUCUGCAACUCAAGUAGUUUGGA